Messenger RNA from Aphidius gifuensis, 1328 nucleotides. RefSeq lists its product as uncharacterized. NCBI's taxonomy places the organism in Eukaryota, Metazoa, Arthropoda, Insecta, Hymenoptera, Braconidae. Bases 171 to 746 code for a protein of 191 amino acids. The transcript has 3 exons. The record is from RefSeq and is a predicted model, not a curated record.
CACACACAUCCGGUGCUAAGCCUAAACAUUGCAUUGCAACCAAAUACUUGUUAAAGUUGUAAACACUGUGCUGUUGUGAUUGAUAAACAAAUAUUAUUAAAUUAUUAAAAUAAAUAAUUAUACUCACUAUAUUAUUACGAGAAGAAGAAGAAGGUGAAUAAAUAAACAAGAUGCAGGCACCAACAGGUCAGCAGACAGUCUUGCCAAGUUAUGAACAAGCUGUUAGAAAUCCAACAGCAGCUGAAUAUCAAUCAGCAACAGCACCAUAUGCAACAGAGUAUCCAGCACAAGCACCAUAUCCAGUACAGGCACAAAAUCCAACACCAGCUCCUUAUCCAACACAAGCUCCAUACCCAACACAAACUCCAUACCCAACACAAGCUCCAUAUCCAACACAAACUCCUUAUCCAACACAAGCACCUUAUCCAGUUCAAGCAUCUCAUCCAACACAGCCAUUGUAUCCUACACAACAAUCAUCAUAUCCAAUUCAACAAUCAUCAUAUCCAAUUCAACAAUCAUCUUAUCCAAUUCAACAAUCAGCUUAUACAACACAACCAGCAAGUUAUAUUGGUGAAACAUAUGGACAAGUUAUUGCACCACCUCCUGUUGAUGGUGGACAAACAAUUCAUGUUAUUCGACAUGUAUCAACAGGCAAUACUGGAUGCAGUGGAAAACGAGGUGCAUGGUUUGGAGUUCUAUUGGGACUUAUUGUUCUUGGACUUAUAUUUCGCUUAUUCAAUGAUUAAAAAUAAUAAUAUAACCAAGCAACUCAAUUUUAAUUGAAUUUGCAAAAAACGUAAAAUUUAUUUAACCAGGAUUUAUUUUCACAAGUGCCACUAGUUAAUUAUUAUUUGAGCUUGACAUUUUUAUCCCACAAAAAAAUAUAUAUCUAUAUUAAUGCUCAAUUAAUUAAUCAAAGUAUUAAAUAAAUAUUAUGUAACUUUGAGCCAAAAAAAAAAAGAAAGAAAUAACUAAUAAUUAUUAUUUCCAGUAAAUAUGUUCCAUGAAUAUUUGAAUAUACGAUUUAAAAUUAAUUUAAACAUUAUUAUUUAAAGUUGUAAUGAUGCAUAUUUUUGUACGUUUAAAUAAUUAAUAUAAAUAUGUUAUUAUUCCACUAAAUCAAUGAGUAUUUUUUGUUUGAUUUGUUGACUUUUACCGCAAUGCGACGAUUGAACAAUUGAGUGGCUGGUGUAUUUGGCAAAUAACAAGUGUUGAUUGGUAUUAAUUAAAGUAGCUUUCAUCAUAAAAAAAAUAGGUCAUGUGUUUAAAAAAAGAAAAAAAUAAAUUAAUAUACUUCAAAUAAUAUAUAAACAAGCACAUUGGCGCGC